UUCCGACUCAUCUUCCCUUCGCAGUUUCCGGCCGCCCCUCCAUUGUGCCGGUUUUAUCCGGCCCUUUUUCAUCCCAACAUUGAUGUUUGUGGUUUUUUGAAAGUAUCAUCCUUACAAAGUGGGUGGGACGAGAGUCUCGGCUCGCUUUUAGCGAUAAUGAAUGCAAUACAGAAUAUACUCUCCAAACCAAGGCUGGAGGAAGACGUAGCCAAUGAAGCGGCAGCCACACUGUACAGAUCCAGCAGAGAAAAUUAUUACAAUCGCGUACGUCGGGAGGCUAGACGAUGUUCCACGUUCGACACGUUAGAUGCAUUGAACGGCGAACACACCGAACAAACACAGUUUAUGCCUCCUCCGUUGCCACCACAGGUAUAUCGUCAAGUCUGUGGUCACUCACUUGAGCCCGGCUUGGACUGUCCAAGACAGGCUCAAAGGCAGAAAGGACCAGAGUUUGUCCAACAAGGGGAUCCAACUCGCCUUGGUACAGCUGCUCGAAUUGGUUCGAAAAGAGGGAGGCCGAGGAAGACAGCUGAAGAAACUAUUGUCAUGCGCCGGGGACCGAAGCAAACCUGUACGGCUCAACAUUACCAUGAGAUAUUUAACGAACUCAGGUCAAACAAAGCAGAUAGCCUGAAACUAGAGGACGUGGAAGGAUGUUUAAACUCCGGAGAAACCACUCAAAAGCGGAAAACGGUGACAGAAAGGUGCCGACGAUCAGAGCAGUGGGACGCCACCACUCCUGGCGGGCCACACCGGCUCACUGAUGGGAUGCCGUUGAUGGUGAACGUGGAAAGUCCAGAGCCCGUUCGCUUCAAA
Messenger RNA from Ostertagia ostertagi, 816 nucleotides. The record is from the annotation of a GenBank genome assembly. Lineage: Eukaryota; Metazoa; Nematoda; Chromadorea; Rhabditida; Trichostrongylidae.